Molecule: messenger RNA, 1789 nt
Organism: Desarmillaria tabescens
Lineage: Eukaryota; Fungi; Basidiomycota; Agaricomycetes; Agaricales; Physalacriaceae
Product: natural resistance-associated macrophage protein
Exons: 5
Coding region: 407-1789 (460 amino acids)
Biological process (GO): intracellular manganese ion homeostasis; iron ion transport
Cellular component (GO): membrane
Molecular function (GO): cadmium ion transmembrane transporter activity; manganese ion transmembrane transporter activity
Source: RefSeq, a predicted model, not a curated record
AAAACGGUAUCGAAUCGCUCAGAGGCUUCCUUUCUUGCACGCCAUGCGGUGGGUGGGCUAUAAUACAUCCACUUUGUUUACCCCGUAUACAAGUUCUUGACAGAAUGACAUGCAUCAUCGCAGCAUCGAUUACUUGAAGUUACUCUUGAAGUCGUGAGCAGAAACCAAAACAGGGAAUCCCGAGCUAUCCCGACGUCCUGCACAUCGAUAUUCCACGUGAAGUCCCUAAAACUUCCGAGCUGACGGAGGAACCCACAUCCUCGGGACGGCACGUGCUAAGUUGGCGGUAUACCACUAACUCGUUUCUCGGGGGCGUCAUGUAUUCCACAAUACUGGGUUCCUGCUCUCUGGUUCUCCUCAUUUCUGGUCCUGUAUAUGGCCGCAGCGACUCCCCACCUUCACCCCAAUGGCCAUCACUGUCAAAUCGUUCUCGACGACAUUGUGGACUCACGCCAAAAAGCACACAGGCGUCGGGCUUGUAUGUGCAGUAGCCUAUUUUGAUCCAGGCAACUGGGGUGUUGAUCUCCAAGCAGGGUCGUCGUACGGAUAUCGACUGCUUUUCGUCGUUCUCCUGGCUGGACUCUUCGCUGUGUUCUUCCAGGUAUCCGCUCAUCGACUGGGAUGUGUAACUGGCCUUGACUUGGCCUCUCACUGCCGGGUGCUGCUUCAUCCUCGCCCUGUAACCCGGUACCUACUCCUAUACCCACUUUACAUUCUGUCGGAGACAGCAAUCGUAGCGACAGACCUGGCAGAACUGCUCGGGUCAGCGAUCGCCUUAUGUCUGCUCUUUCCUGCUCUCAAAAUAUGGCACGGCGUGCUGAUCACCGCGUUCGACGUCCUUUUCAUCCUCGCUCUCGGUGAUCCCCUUCUCAUUAUAGCCGCACUGGUAAUUGCUGUCCUGAUUUGCAUGUGCAUCAUCAUUGCCCGUGUGGACGUCCACUGGCCCGAUGCUUUUCUUGGAUAUGUGCCUUCAAAGUACAUAUUCAAAAAUGGUGCUCUGUAUACGUCAGUCAUGCCACAUAGUCUCUUUCUUGGAUCAGCGCUAGCAACGCAGGACCGUGUGGCGGCUAAGACUGCUGAGGAAGAAAGGGAGAAGCCGGAGAAGCUCUGGCAACGGAUCCGGGCCGCUUUCCACAUGGCGCCCAUUUCCCCACCGCAGACAUUAACUAACAACUCGCUCUCUUUCAUCAAGCUACACCUAUAUCACGGCAUCGCCGAUGUCGUCCUCUCACUUCUCUGUUUUGCGGUAGUAAUUAAUUCCCUCAUCCUCAUCCUCGCAGGCGCUACCCUUCCCGCCACCGCACAAACUGCUUCCCUUUUUGACGCGUAUGAUCUUAUCCGCACAGCCGUCUCUCCCUCUGCUGCCACCCUCUUUGCCCUCGCUCUCCUGUUUUCUGGACAGUCUUCAUCCCUCAUUGCCACUGUUGCAGGCCAAGCUGUGUCAGAGGGAUUCCUGAACAUUCGCUUGUCACCCGUUUUCAGACGGCUUAUCACCCGCCUGCUAUCCCUCGUACCAGCGCUCACGGUCGCAGUUGCAAUAGGCAGAAAUGGAAUCGACACCCUCCUCGUCGCAUCCCAGGUCGUUUUGUCCAUUGUUUUGCCCUUCAUCGUCUUUCCACUUUUGUGGUUGACGAGUAACAAACGCGUCAUGUCGGCGAAAAAUGAUGAUGGAGGCUCCGUGAAUUUCAGCAAUAGUAUACCUACUACGUUGCUAGGGGCAGCGAUCUGGCUCCUUGUUGUAGCGGCGAACAUUUAUGUUCUUGUUAGUUUGGGUAUGGAGACAUCGUGA